Scheffersomyces stipitis CBS 6054 is the source of this 372-nucleotide messenger RNA. RefSeq lists its product as uncharacterized. Bases 1 to 372 code for a protein of 123 amino acids. NCBI's taxonomy places the organism in Eukaryota, Fungi, Ascomycota, Pichiomycetes, Serinales, Debaryomycetaceae. The record is from RefSeq and is a predicted model, not a curated record. Gene Ontology annotation, biological process: protein import into mitochondrial intermembrane space. The transcript has a single exon. Gene Ontology annotation, molecular function: zinc ion binding. Gene Ontology annotation, cellular component: mitochondrial intermembrane space.
AUGACAGAGAAGGUGAUUGCAACGGAGCAGAUCGUCGGAGACGGGGUGUGUCUUCGGGGCCAGCUUGUGGACGAAGCUACCAGAUGUAGCCACUACUAUUCUGACGUAGAUGUGAUAGCCAUCAAGUUCAGAUGUUGUCGCACAUAUUAUCCUUGCUACAAAUGUCACGAGGAGUUGGCCGGGCAUGAGAUCCAGCGGUGGGCCCGGGCAGAGUUGGAGGAAGCCAAAACUCCCGUGAUACUCUGUGGACAAUGUCACCGGGAAUGGAACUUUAUGGAGUACGCUGCCAGCCCCGAGAUGAAAUGCCAGCAUUGCGGAGUUCAAUUCAACCCCAAAUGCAGCCUCCACUACGAUAUCUAUUUCGAUAUAUAG